AUGGACAAUGCAUUGAAUGAUUUGGGAAUUUCUACAAAGAAAGACAGAUCUCCUUUCCUCAAUGAUGUAUUUGGCUACGUGGAACACGAGGUGUACGUCAAGGGAUUAUGUGACUCUGACAACGAGGUUGAAUUUCGUGUUAUGUUGGACUCCUUCUGGCCCCUUUGGAAGGAUAGAGAGACUUUGCUGAUUGAAGGAACAAGUAAGGAACAAGUAUACUCCCUUGGAGUGGCAGACAAGGAGCAUUGCUUGAUGGAAUUCUUUGAAAAGUUUGGUAAGAACUCUGUAAAGACAACCAAUAUUAGUACCCUGGCAAACACAGGGAUAAACAGAACUGUUUCCGGGAAAAAAGGCCAACAUAACAAGACAAGGCAUCGCACCGCCAAGGGGAAAAUCCUUUGCGUGAAGAGUUUUCCCAAGUCUUAG
Pocillopora meandrina is the source of this 426-nucleotide messenger RNA. The record is from the annotation of a GenBank genome assembly. NCBI's taxonomy places the organism in Eukaryota, Metazoa, Cnidaria, Anthozoa, Scleractinia, Pocilloporidae.